Molecule: messenger RNA, 1793 nt
Organism: Coregonus clupeaformis (lake whitefish)
Lineage: Eukaryota; Metazoa; Chordata; Actinopteri; Salmoniformes; Salmonidae
Product: basic helix-loop-helix transcription factor scleraxis-like
Exons: 2
Coding region: 449-1081 (210 amino acids)
Biological process (GO): regulation of transcription by RNA polymerase II; developmental process
Molecular function (GO): RNA polymerase II transcription regulatory region sequence-specific DNA binding; protein dimerization activity; DNA-binding transcription factor activity, RNA polymerase II-specific
Source: RefSeq, a predicted model, not a curated record
GAGGGUAAAGAGAGAGAGAAAGCACGAGGGACAGAUGUGGAACUGAGUUGAGGGAGACUGACGAUCUGAGAGGAGAGAGAAAGAGAGAGAAAGAAAGAAAGAAAGAAAGAAAGAAAGAAAGGAGACCAACCACAUCCUGAGAGGACCUGAGAAACACACAGUGGAACCUGCAAUUCACCCAUUUGGGUUUCUGGUUUCCCACCAAAGUAAAAGAAAGUCAAAACUCCACAUGGGACUUUAAUGACAGAGUUGCCUGUGAUACUGGACUGUAGUGCAUCGGCGGCUAAGGACUUAGAAAGGGACACUGAGGUAAAACUUUGUACUUUUUUCCUGUGUUAUCAUUUAAACUAUCCAUGCAGCAGUGGGAAGUCCAGGUGUCACAGUAGCAAACGAAGCCCAGAGCAGAGCUAGCUAAUUGGUUGAACAGCAGAGCACGGUGACGCUGACGAUGUCCUUCGCCAUGGUGCGGCCAGCGCCCAGCCGGUACCUGUACUCCGACAUCUCCAUGCUGUCCGAGGACGAGGAGAACGGCAACGAGAGCUCGGGCUCCGACGACCGCUCCUUCCGGCUGGACGCCAGAGGUUAUGACAUCAAGGUCGGGGGCCGCAAAAGGAAGCCGGGAAGCGUCGGAGCGGGCCGUCUGGGAGGGGGUCAGCUCCCGCCCCAGAUGUCACACUUGCAGGUCUCGGACGGAUCCAUCUCUCCGUCGAGCGGGCUGCCACGGCAGCGCAACGCAGCUAACGCUCGGGAGCGGGACCGCACCAACAGCGUGAACACGGCCUUCACCGCCCUGAGGACCCUUAUCCCCACCGAGCCGGCCGACAGGAAGCUGUCCAAGAUCGAGACGCUGAGGCUGGCGUCCAGCUACAUCUCCCACCUGGGCAACGUGCUGCUGGUCGGGGAAAUGUGUGGGGACGGGCAGCCCUGCCACGGGCAGCCCUCUUCUGCUCACUACUUAAAUCACCAUGGUUCGCCGGGGCCCGACGCAGAGAACUCACAGCCCAAACAGAUCUGCACCUUCUGCCUCAGCAACCAGAGGAAAAUGAGCAAAGACAGGCAAAAAACUGCUCUAAGAAGUUAAUAUCUGGAGGACGACAGAAUAUGGACCAGAACUGUGGACCAAAAACUUGACAUGCUUAAGGUGUACAUAAAUAUAAAUCAGUAUUUAAUUAUAUUCCAAAAAACCCAGAAAAAAACAAUUCAGAACUGCUAAAUUUAGUUUCUGAAUAGGUAAUCAUGUUUUGAUUGAAAGAGACGGUGGGACUUCAUGGACGGUGGAAGCAUGCCCUGGCUCAAAGGGGGGUAUCAAGAAUCAUUUUUCCUCUAAAAAAACAUUCUACACUUCUCAUGACCUCACAAAGACUCGAAAAGAGAACACCAAAAAUCGGUCUUUUUUUUUCUUUACCAGAGAACGUCUGCUUACGUAGACUGACAAUGCUGUAACUUUAGAACCACAACAGCCUCCGCACGAGACGGACUCCUGAGAUGAGCCACAGUGUAACUAGAAGGAGUGUGGUAAGGAGGGACUUUAAAGGACAAGGGCAGGCAAAACUGGAACUAAUGGUUGACUAUCUGGUUACUUGCUGGAAAGUAACCAGACUGUUCCACAAGCCAAAUAUAUAACACAGCUUUCACUUGAAGUUUUACUGAGUUUUACUGGUCAGUGAGUUUCUACCCCCAUGGACAACUGCCUUUCUCCUGAAGAAGACAGGACAACAUGCAGGGGCUUGAUGCUAUUGGAUGUGCUGUACAGUAUUUGUAAGAAUGUUUUAAAAUUCAUAUGACUAAAUAAA